This is a messenger RNA of Priapulus caudatus, 1601 nucleotides long. Its product is annotated as charged multivesicular body protein 7-like. The transcript is spliced from 9 exons. Gene Ontology annotation, biological process: vesicle budding from membrane; late endosome to vacuole transport via multivesicular body sorting pathway. The coding region runs from base 150 to 1472 and encodes 440 amino acids. Gene Ontology annotation, cellular component: multivesicular body; cytoplasmic side of plasma membrane; ESCRT III complex. The record is from RefSeq and is a predicted model, not a curated record. Lineage: Eukaryota; Metazoa; Priapulida; Priapulimorpha; Priapulimorphida; Priapulidae.
UGCGCGAAGUUUACAUUUCAAUGGCAUGCGCAGGAAGCUGAUGUUGUUAGGCAAUAAUGUUGUGAUUGAUAAGUUCUCGACGAAGUGGUGUUAAUUGAAUCCUUGUAUGAACUUCAAAUGGCAUUUUAAGUUUUUUGUCUUUCAUCAUAAUGACGCAAAAUACUCCAGAUUAUUUCCCAGCAUGUUGGUCAGACGACGAGCGAAUGGGCGCUCUAUUCUCAGUGGUUAGGUCCUCUUCAACCAAUCCGGCAGACUACCCAGCCAAAGUUAAAUUUUGGACAGAGCUAAUCUUGCUGACGUGUUCUCGUACACAUAUGUUUAUUUGGGACUACACUGCAUUAUGCGAGACAUUCAAAAGAAAAAAUGCAGCUCCACAAUGUCUGACGGCUGUUAUACAAGAAAUGCUAAGGUCUGGUGCUGUUCAAAGACUUGAUGAUUUCAAAAGGGAGCAGCGUGAUUCACAAGGCUGGCUGUCAUGGAGUUUUCAGGCCCUCGUUAAGAAACCAGCAGUCUUCGCACGUGACCUGGUAUGGCCUGUCGGUGAGAACUCCAAGAGCUUGCAGAUGGAUAGAUUUGUGGCAGUAGGUUUAGUCAAGUCCACGGCAGAGGAGGUAUUUAAUAGGCAUCAACUGUCAGUUACGAAUGACACCACUGACCAUUUAGUGCCUAUUUCCGUGCUCAGUGACCAGGUCAAAGACUUGUGUCCCACUGAAGAAGUGUUUGACUUGAUACUCACACAGUUAAAGAGAAAUAAGCAAAUCGUUGAGCUGCAGUUGUCAGAAAAAGAGAAGAUUGCCAAGUUUGCAAAACCCGAGCAAACGGAAACCUUAGAUAUCACUGAGACUGAUGUUGGGAUAUUUCGGUUGCAGAAAACGAUGGAAGAUCUUGAAUCCCGUGUAAAGAAGCUUAGUGAGGAUAGCGAGAAGUGCAUGGCAGAUGCACGGCUCUGCAUUCAAAAGGGACUAAAAAACUCGGCGUUGAGUGCUCUCCGGAGGAGGAAGGCGGUGGAGAGGCUGCUCGAGAAGAACGAAGCCGCUCUCAACAACGUCCACUCGCUGCUGCUGAGGCUUCACGAGGCAAACUCCGACGCGAUGGUGUAUGAUGCUUACAAAGUAGGUGUUGCUGCUAUCAAGAAGACGUUUGCCGAUGGAGGGCUCACCCCAGACAGUGUAAACACAACCAUGGAUGAGAUGGCUGAGGUGCUGGAGUCUCACGGCGACAUUCAGCAGUCUCUUGCUCAGGGUUUCGCCGACGUCAGCGCGUCCGACGCCGACCUUGACCGGGAGCUGGACGAGCUCCUGUCCGAAGGUCAUCAGUACGACCCGACCUUGACCUGCACCGAUGACGUGACGGCGGCCAUGAUGGGUCUCGGCAUCGACGACAAAGGAGAUCUUCCUGAAGCACCCAGCGAUCGGCCGACACGGGUUAUAGCGAAACCCGCGCAGCAGCGGCAACGGGAGACAGCGACGUGAUGACGUCAUGUGUUUGCCACCCACGCGCCAAUUAUUAGUGACAUCAAAGGAGCGGACGAGAUAGCGGACGAGGAGAAGGAAUUGCUACCGGGUAGCAGAUUAGUUUUGUAAAUAAAUAUGUUAUAUAUA